AUGGCAUCAGCAUCAUCAUCAUCAGUUAUCACAAAACAAAGUACUUACGAAAUUGUUUCAACGAAUCUCAAUUCACCUAUUGAGAAAAUUCAAGACUACAAAAAUUUAGAUUUAGAACCUUUCGAAAAAAAUUCAAUAUGGUCUGAUGAAUAUCUUUCACAACUAAACAUUCAACGUCGUCCUUUUGAUUUUCAAAUUGAACUCAUUCAAUCUGUUAUAAACAGUGAAAAUGCAAUUGUUAGUUUACGAACAGGUGCAGGAAAAACAUACAUAGCUGCACUUUUAAUCAAAUAUUAUUAUAUGAAAAAACGAAAAGAAAAAGAUGAACAAUUUUUAACAUUUUUCUUUAUUCCUCAUCGUUCAAUUCGUGAUCAACAAGUAGCAGCUAUACGUGAUGCUGGCGAUCUUCGUGUUAUGCCUUGUGACGAUGAUUCAACAGCUAAUGAAUUUGUUCAAUAUAGUCAUGUUGUUGUUUGUACACCACAAAAAUUUUUGAAUUGCUUAAUCGAUAAAACUAUUCUUUUAAAUCAAAUUGAUUUGUUAAUAUUUGAUGAAUGUCAUAAUUGUAUUGGAAAUCAUCCAUAUUCGAAAAUUAUGGAACAAUAUUUAGUUUAUCAUCAAGCGGACCAUCAACCGAGAAUAAUUGGUCUUACUGCUUCAUGUGGAACGAAACUAACGAAUUCAAAGUUAAUAUAUGAAGAGUUAUCAAAUGUUGAACAGCGUCGUAAUAAUGCUCUCAAUAAACUUUAUGAAUUAUGUGCAACACUCAAUUGUUAUAAUGUUGUAACUGUAAGCAAAGAAGAACAUAUUGAAGAAUUGAAUAAAAAAAUACAUAGACCAACAGAUGAUGAAAUUCUCACUGUUCAAUCAAUGUCAUUUGAUCAGUAUAUACAAAAAUUAGUAGAAUUAAUUAAAUCCUUGUUGGGAUAUAUUGGAUCUCAAUGUUCUCCAACUAUUGAUGCAUUAACUGAUGAACAACAAUUAGUUCAAGAAAAAUAUGAUGCAGAGAUAAAGAACAAUUUAACUAAUGUGAUACUGAUUAAAUACAUGAUUAUGUUUGUCAAAAGACUCAAUGCAUUAACUGAUUUACCAUUAAAAUCAAUAAUAAAUGAUAUCAUCAAGAAAAUUGAUCUAUUUUACACUAAAAAAGAAACGCCAAUAGAUAUUGAAACUGAAGUUCAUGAUUAUUGUCUACAAAUAAUAAAUAGUAUAGUCGAUCAAUUGAAAGAUAGUCAAUAUUAUUUAACAAAUCCUAAACUUGAUUUUUUGACUGAUUUGUUACAACGGCUGAUUAAACAAAGAGACAAUGCGAGAGGAUUAAUUUUAGUAUCUCGUACACUUUAUGCAAAAUUGAUGUUUGAUUAUUUCAAUGAACGUGAAGAUGUUAAGAAUAGUCUUAGUGAACAAGAUGAAGCAUUGAACAAUUUUCGAAAAGGAUUGUCGAAUGUGUUAAUUGCUACAGAUAUCAUACAAGAAGGUUUGGAUGUACCAGAAUGUUCUUUUGUUAUACGUUAUGAAUUUGUUUCAAAUGAAAUUGGCACAGUUCAAUCAAGAGGACGGGCUCGAGCAGAGAAAAGCUCUUGUUUUUUAGUUGUUGAUGCAGGAUCAAAAAAUUACAUAAAAGAGAUGACAAAUCGUUUUAAAGAAUUGGAAAUGUUAGAGGCUCUUAACAGUUGGCAACAAAUAUCAUCUGAUCAAUUGAAAGUUAAUCUUCAAAAAGUGCAGAAUAUAAUUAUUGAUCGAUGGCGUGUCGAAACAGAACUGAAACAAUUAAUGCAAUCUAAUUUAAAAGAUCCACAGACCACAGAUGGUAAAGUUUCAUGUCGCUCAUGUGAUUAUUAUUUGGGUCAACUUUCAUGGAUACGCAAGCGAAAUAGUAAUUAUUUUAUUCAACAACAACAACUCAUCGAACGAGUAGAAAUCGAAUGGUUUUCUGAAGCACAAAAAUUCAAAGAAAUACAAGUGAAUGGAAAAGUUCGAUGUGGUAAUAGACAAUGUCGUGAGGACAUAGGUGGAGCCCAACAAUUUACAGAUCGACCAGAUAUCAAAGAAAUAUGUGCACUGGCAUAAUCAGCAUCAGCAUCCCUACGAGCAGAUAGCCGCCAAGCAAACAGUCAUACCGAAAUAUGUCCAAUAGCUUCGUCUGAACUGACAUUACUUUCUUCUAAUAAACGAGGACUUAAAUUAUUAUUCUAUGAAACAGCAAAUUCCAAACGAAUAGCAAUAAGAUGUUGA
This is a messenger RNA of Rotaria sp. Silwood1, 2235 nucleotides long. Lineage: Eukaryota; Metazoa; Rotifera; Eurotatoria; Philodinida; Philodinidae. The record is from the annotation of a GenBank genome assembly.